UAUUUUGCUUACGCGCCAAAAACGUCUAUUGCGCGUAUGACCGGGCUGGUACAUACCUACACUUGCGCGCAUUGUGUACUGCUAUCUGUACGCGGCUUGCAGUAAUAGCGCGAGAUAACAGCUGACUUACACACGUUGAGUCUAGACAGACUGUGUAUAUACGUGUAGUGAAAGCUGUAUAGUGUUUAUAGUAGUAAGUGUAUAGAAGUGUUUAGAAGAGUGUAUACAAGUAAAAGAAGAAUAUAUUAUAAAAGUGAUGGGAAGAAAAUACGACAAAACACAUUUGCCUCUCACUCGCCGCAGGAUGUCGCGAAAGAAAGGAUGGAUGAAAAGGCGACAGUUACUUAUCAGUGAGAAGACAAAGCAAGACGUAAAAAACUUGUCGGAGAUGUGUCAAAUUGUAAGUGAUACAGGUAUGUAUAAUGUCGAACAAGAUGUUCGAUUAGCUAAUAAAUUAGACUCGAGAAGCAUUGAAGAUGUUAGUAUGGAAUCCGUCGACUUUAAAACAUCGGAUGAAUUAUUUCCCGAUAUGACGUAUUCAAAUAUCAAAACAAUGCAGUGUCUCGAGUCAAAUACAUGCAUGUAUGUCGAACAAGAUAUUCGUCUUUUCGACGAUAACGAAAAGUUAAUUGACUCGAGAAGCGUUGAGGAUACUAGCGAAUCCGUCGAAUCGGAAGAAUUAUUUCCCGAUACGACGGAUUCGAAAAUCCAAUCAAUGCUGUAUCAGAAGUCAAAUACAGCUAUGUAUUCUGUAAAGCAAAAUGUUAAACUUGGCAUAGAUAAAUGUUUCGAAAGCAUGUAUAUUGAUGAUUCCAAUGACUCCAAAAGCAUGCAUUAUGAUAAAUCCAUUGAUUUUGAAAAAUCGGUAGAAUCAUUUACCGAUACAAUGGAUUCUAAUAUUCAAGUAAUGCGAUGUCUAGAGUCAAAUACAGAUAUAUGCAAUGUAGAAAAUGGUGUCGAAGAUGACAAAUAUUAUGUUAUAGAAAAAAUUAAAAAGAGCUCUAUUGAUAAAGAUGAUAUCAAAGAAAAUUUGCCUGCAGGCCGUCGCAUUAUGGACUUCUCUUUUAUAUGGACUGAGCUGCACAGAAUCUUUGACAGACAUAAUAAAGCACUGGACUGCUCGUCAAUUGAAAAUUUGUUACUUAUAAAGUCUGAAAAAUGUGGGUUGAAAACCCAGCUGUUCUUCCAAUGUAAAAUGUGCAAAACAAAAGCCAGCAUUUGGUCAGAACCCACAAAACCGGAAAUAAUGGACAUUAAUACGGCUGCUGUAGCAGGAACACUUACUGUGGGAACUGGUUAUGCCCAGCUGGAAAAGCAGCUUGCAGUCAUGAAUGUUCCUAGCAUGUCCGAGCCAAUGUACAUCAAGAGUAGAGACAAAUUAGUCGACGAGUUUGUAAACACAUCUAUAGAAAAUAUGAAAACGGCUGGUGAAAUUGAAAAAAAAAUCGCUCUUGAUAACAACGAAGUUAUAAACGGUAUUCCGUAUAUAACAGUUGUAGCGGAUGGUAGUUGGAUGAAAAGAUCGUAUGGUACCACGUACGACUCUCCUGCCGGUAUUGGAGCCAUAAUUGGUUACCGCACGAGAAAGGUUCUCUACGUCGGUGUUAAAAAUAAAUAUUGCAUAAUAUGCGAUAUGGCAGAGCGAAGAGGUAUCGAGCCGAAAACUCACAAUUGCUAUAAAAAUUUUGAUCGCAACGUAAGCUCCACAAAAAUGGAGAGCGAUGCCAUUGCAGAAGGUUUUAAUUGUAGCCUCGAAAUGCAUGGUCUAAUUUUUAAAACGCUUGUUGCUGACGGUGACAGUAGCGUAUACCAAAGUAUUAAAAAUAAUAAUCCAUACGGAGAACAUAUGAUAACAGUUACCAAAAUAGAAUGCACGAAUCAUCUGCUACGUAAUUUAUGUAAAAAAAUUAAAACUGUAGCAGAGAAAACUCGGCCAAAAACAUCCAGACGGCCUGGCUUAAUACAAGUGCGAAAUGUAAUAAAAAACAAAAUUUUAGAAAUACGAAAGGAAAUAACUGAGGCAGCCGCUCUACGAAGACAAGAACGGCAACCUCAACAUCGUCAGGCUAUGGAAUUACAAACAGAUAUUUUAAACAUUCCUAGGCAUGUUUUUGGCGAUCACAAGCAAUGCAAAGAACGUGGCAAAGAGACUUGCGAUGGAGAAGAAAAUUAUAUAGAUUCUUUAAAAUCACAUGGUCUCUAUUUAGAAAUAGAAGAAGCUGUCGAGUAUAUAAGUGGUUACUCUGACAGCUUAUUGUUAAAUUAUACGAAUAACAUUACAGAGUCAUUUAAUUCGUCGAUCUGCGCACAAAUUGGCGGCAAACGUAUUCUUGUUAAUAAAAAAGGUGGUUACAAUGCUAGAGUUGCGGGGGCAGUUUUGCAAUUUAAUACGCAACAAGUAAUUACAGAAGUACAUAAAAGCAUGAAUAAGACUGUUCCGCCUAUUGUCGAGAAGUUGGAGAAGCGCCGAAGAAAAAAAUUAGAAAAAAAUAAAGAGUAUCGACAAAUAGAAGGAAGAUCAAAAAAAUUCAAACAAAAAUCGGGAACAGACUCUUAUUAUGGUCCACACUCGCAAAAACCGGAUCUACCGUCCGAUGUAAUCGAGCAAUUUCGACAAAAUCAUUUUAAAAAAUUGUCCGAAAAUGCAAAAAAUUGGCAAAAAAUUGAACGCGACACUACAAAACAAAAUGAAUCACAACAAUGGCUACAAUUGAGACGUAAAAUGUUAACGGCAUCUAAUUUUGGAACCGUAUGUUGUAAAAGAAUGAAAACGUCUUGCGCAUUGCCUGUGAAAAAUAUUUUAUAUCCUUCUGCUAUUGAAACCGAGGCAAUAAAAUAUGGUCGCGAAAAAGAACCAAUUGCGAGAAAAGAAUUAGUCGAAAUACUAAAAAAAAGAGAUUAA
Molecule: messenger RNA, 2902 nt
Organism: Nylanderia fulva
Lineage: Eukaryota; Metazoa; Arthropoda; Insecta; Hymenoptera; Formicidae
Source: RefSeq, a predicted model, not a curated record